AUGAAGAGCUGGCUCCGGACCUUGAGCCUGACGGCCUUUUUGGCCGGUGCAGUGCUUGCCAAUGAUGUGAUACUGAAAUCCGAUGAAACGCACAGACAACAAUGCUCAGGGAUGUAUAGUCGCAAGUCCUGGGGCGGCAGUGUAGACCCCUUUAUCCUCGUCAAAUUCACCAAAACCAACGCCGAAGAAGGUACACCUCUCGCCAGCUUGGUGAUAUUUGAAUGGAGUGAUGAGGAAUUGAUUGGAGAAUACCGGUCCGAUAACGCCGAGCUCAAGGAAACUAUAUGUGACGAGGCGAACAUCGAAGCAAAGCUUUGCACAAAGGACCAGAUCGGCUCUUUUAUUCUUACUAGUAAUGCGACCGACGCCUCUCUCAGCCCCAUCAUCUCGAAAGCAAUCAACCUCAAUGACCCAGAUGCUGUAAAGUACCCCGUGCGAAACACAGGCUUCUAUUGUGUCAGCACAUAUGCAUACUCUGGAGAAGAUUAUACAGCCGUUGUCACUUUCCGAAAUGCGUAUGGUGAGCUUCCAGCUGCUCAAAUCGCCAAGCUCCCCUUCUAUGGGUCUCUGACCAUUGUGUAUGCUGUCAUCGGAGCGUUCUGGGCUUUCCUCUAUGUACAAAACCGCCACGAUAUCUUACCUGUUCAAAACUAUAUCACAGCUAUCCUUGUAUUCUUGAUUGUUGAGCAGCUGAUGACCUGGGGAUUCUACGAUUAUCAAAACCGACAUGGUUUGAACGCUAUGGCUAAGGCAUUGAUGGUGAUUGUUGCCGUUCUCAACGCAGGUCGAAAUGCCUUUUCAUUCUUCCUUCUUCUUAUUGUCUGUAUGGGAUACGGUGUGGUUAAACCCUCCCUCGGUCGAACAAUGAUCUUCGUCCGCAUCUUGGCCAUUGCACACUUCAUUUUUGCUGUGGUCUACUCAGUUGCCAGUUUGUCAAUUACCCCAGAUAGCGCCGGGCCUCUUGUCCUUCUAAUCGUUCUUCCUCUUGCUGGAUCCUUGACAGCUUUCUAUGUGUGGACUUUGAACUCGCUCAAUGCCACGAUGAAGGAUCUUAUCGACCGGAAGCAGAAGACCAAGGCUUUGAUGUACAAAAAACUAUGGUGGUGCAUUCUCGGCAGCAUCGUCGUUAUCUUCGGCUUCUUUUUCAUUAACUCCUUCGCCUUUGCUGGUCACAGCGAUGCCGACUUUGUGCCAGAGCAUUGGAAGGCACGGUGGUUCGUGCUGGAUGGCUGGCUCAAUCUGGUAUAUUUGUUCGACAUCGCCUUCGUGGCCUAUCUAUGGCGACCAACCGCCAACAACCGACGUUUCGCCAUGAGUGAUGAGCUCGCCCAAGAUGACGAUGGGUUCGAAAUCCGUUCCUUUGGAAGUGGACUUGAUGAAGAAGAUCCUUUGGAUGCUCCCCCUGAAUAUCCCGGCAGCUCGGCUGCGGAGGCACGCCGUGAUCUGUCGCCGGUACCACCAAAGCCAUUCUCCUCGGGUCAAUACACACGUGCGUCCCUUGACGAAGAGACAAUCUUCGCAGUGGGCGAAGAAGAUGGUGACAAGUGGUCUGACGAUGACGAAUCACCACGUAACUCCGGCGAGAGACAACGACUGACACAUUAG
Messenger RNA from Penicillium taxi, 1605 nucleotides. RefSeq lists its product as uncharacterized. Bases 1 to 1605 code for a protein of 534 amino acids. Gene Ontology annotation, cellular component: membrane; Golgi apparatus. Gene Ontology annotation, biological process: retrograde transport, endosome to Golgi. Lineage: Eukaryota; Fungi; Ascomycota; Eurotiomycetes; Eurotiales; Aspergillaceae. The record is from RefSeq and is a predicted model, not a curated record. The transcript has 7 exons.